AUGACCCGGUGCGUUGGGGUGACGAAAGUAAGAGGGAGGUUGCAAGAGGUACAUGAUGCCACUUGCAGCUUGGAACCAGUAAUCAGCCUGUAUCGACGCUUGCAACGCAAAGGUUAUUAUUGGCCAGAGAUGAAGAAGCAAGCAGCCGAACUACAAUCCAAUUGUCCCACAUGUUCUACGAUACGCUCCACGGAGGAGUCGUUUACUAUUUCAUUUGCAGAAGAUUGGAGGGCUCCAUACUUGGCAUUCUUUGUUGGAGGAACUCUGCCGACCAACUCCAAGCCUGCCUACAAGCUCAAAAAGACCGUAAAGAGGUAUUUCGUUGAUGGGUCAACUCUCUACCGGAAAGGGUUUAAUGGUGAGCCGCUAAAAUGCUUGGGAGAAUCAGAGGCACGUCAAGCCAUGCAAGAAAUACAUGCUGGAGAGUGCGGAGAGCACCAAGGAAUGAAGAAACUUUACUAA
This is a messenger RNA of Prunus armeniaca (apricot), 462 nucleotides long. NCBI's taxonomy places the organism in Eukaryota, Viridiplantae, Streptophyta, Magnoliopsida, Rosales, Rosaceae. The record is from the annotation of a GenBank genome assembly.